GACUAAUUUUCGUAAAACGUUAAAAUAUUGUGUUUUGUUUCUUUUGUGUCAGUAUUUUGGCGGUUUUGAUAUGUUACAAUGGCAGACAUAAAAGCACUAGAAUACUCCACCUUAAAGGUUCCAUAUGAGAUUCUCAACAAAAAGUUUCGAGCAGCGCAGAAGGUAAUUGACAGAGAAGUAUCACUUGUGCACAGUGCAACUAAUGAUUUGACGAAUGGUCUGGGCUCGGUACCAGUCAAGGUGGGUGAGAUCACUGGCUUCCUUGAUGGAGUGGUUCAAAAACUGCAAUCACUGAAAAGAAAGUCAGAAGAAUGUCUUUCCCAAGAAGAAGGUUGCUUACGGCACUGUCGUGCACGCCUAGACCACAUCAAAGAGCAUGCAAAUGGAAGAAAGAGUGCUAUGUUGGUGUGGAAAAAGAAACGACUGGAUCGAAUGUUGGUGGAUCAUUGUCUUAGAUCUGGGUACUAUGAAACUGCAAUUAAACUCGCAAAAGAUUCACAAAUUGAGGAAUUCGUGGACAUUGAAUUAUUCCUGGUCUCAAGGAAAGUAGAAGAGUCAUUAUUGAGGAGGGAAAUUGGGCCUUGUCUAGCUUGGUGUUAUGAAAACAAAUCCAAACUAAGAAAAUUCAAGAGUAACCUUGAAUUUAAUGUGAGAAUGCAAGAGUUUAUUGAACUGGUGAGGAGAGGUGACAAAAUGGAAGCAGUUAGGUAUGCUAGGAAGCAUUUUCCUCCUGCAAAUGUUGAUGGUACAAUGACAAAGGAGAUCCAGAGAGCCAUGGCUUUACUGGCUUUCAAACCAGGGACCAGCUGCUCUCCUUACAGGGAAUUAUUUGAUCUGGAGAGAUGGGGUCAGCUGGUGAUGCAGUUCAGGAGAGAGAAUUUCCAACUUCACCAGCUUAAUGACCAAUCAGCUUUGGCUGUCACAUUGCAGGCAGGAUUGUCUGCUCUCAAAACACCUCACUGUUAUCAAGAGGGCCACAAGAGCUCUGAGUGUCCUGUCUGUAGUCACCCUCUGAACAUCUUAGGGCGUCCUCUUCCGUACGCCCACUGCGCUCAGUCCAGGCUGGUGUGCCCCAUGUCAGGGCAUAUCAUGAACGAGAACAACCCUCCCAUGGUACUUCCCAAUGGAUACGUAUAUGGAGAGAAUGCUUUACGGGGGAUGGCGAACGAAAACGAUGGUCGCGUUACUUGCCCUAAAACGAAGGAGACUUUUCGUGUGGAUCAAGCUGACAAAGUUUACGUUAUGUAAGCAAAACAAAACAACCUUCUCCUAAGAAAUGUCAGGAGUUCCAUCAAAUUACAACGUGGCUUUGUAAUGCUCCCGCUACGUCGCCUUAUUUGAAAUAAUUAUAAACUCAUCCAAAGAACAAGGUUUGAAGAUUUUCGUGGAGGAAUGCUUUGACUUGGGAAGAAAAAUCAUUAUGUUAAGAGCCACGCAAGUAAUUUUACUUGUGUCAACAGAAGUUCCUCCCGUAAAAGCUUCAAACAGCCUCCUAUAGCACACGUGUUAUGAGUUUCAAUGACUUUUUCCUUAAGCGACCGCCUAUGGUGUAAUAGGCGCCUCUGCCCCAUAAAGGGGCCGUAUAUGGUGAACUCAAACAUGAUGGCCUACUCAAAAAAAAGUCUAGCGGUAGAUCACCGGUUACUGGCCUUUAUUGGAACCUCUGUAUAUGAUAUGUCGGCCUGACUUUUUCGUGUAUUUUUCCCUCGAGCUGUGCUCUUAAUUGUAAAAUGGUUUGUUAUUAUGUUUUUGGCUUUUUAUUAUUGUUGCGAUCAUUUUUUAAGAGAAAAAAAUAACGUGCGGGACUUGUUCUUGAGCGUAAAGAUGAAGUUGCUGGUGGAGAGUAUAACACGAGCAGUGUUUAGUUGAAAGUCAUAUUUGAUUAUAGAGUUCUUCAGAUGUAGUAACCAAAAUUUCAGAAGGAGAGAAAGAUGAAUUGCUGGCGGAUUUUACACGAGCAGUUACAUUUUGAAAGUCUUCUUAGAAUAAGAAAUUGUCCAGGUUUUAAAAUAACCACCUUUUGCAGAAAGGAAAGUUAAAAUGAUACGGGUCUCAGGAGGGUGGCAUUAACCGAACCUUGAAAUUGGGAUAUCGAUUGCUGUUGACACUUAAAGAUAAUUUCGUCUCCAAGUUGUAUUUAUGCUACUCCAUUUUUGUAAGAUUUAAAUAAAAAUUGAAUCGAGCUGUUGUA
This is a messenger RNA of Pocillopora verrucosa, 2191 nucleotides long. RefSeq names its product E3 ubiquitin-protein transferase MAEA. Gene Ontology annotation, cellular component: GID complex; nucleus; cytoplasm. The record is from RefSeq and is a predicted model, not a curated record. Lineage: Eukaryota; Metazoa; Cnidaria; Anthozoa; Scleractinia; Pocilloporidae. Gene Ontology annotation, molecular function: ubiquitin protein ligase activity; protein binding. Gene Ontology annotation, biological process: proteasome-mediated ubiquitin-dependent protein catabolic process.